This is a messenger RNA of Calypte anna (Anna's hummingbird), 3917 nucleotides long. RefSeq names its product poly(ADP-ribose) polymerase 1 (gene PARP1). NCBI's taxonomy places the organism in Eukaryota, Metazoa, Chordata, Aves, Apodiformes, Trochilidae. The record is from RefSeq and is a predicted model, not a curated record. Gene Ontology annotation, cellular component: nucleus. Bases 10 to 3162 code for a protein of 1050 amino acids. The transcript has 23 exons. Gene Ontology annotation, molecular function: zinc ion binding; NAD+ poly-ADP-ribosyltransferase activity; DNA binding.
GAAGAGUCGAUGCCCGAGCGGCAGCUGCGGCUGCUCACUGAGACGGCGGCGGGCGCUCGGCGCUCUUCUAGGUCCCCCCCCCCAGGGCUGACGGCGGCAGGAGGAGCGCGGAACGGCGGGCGCGCGGCGGUGAUGGCGGAGCCGGUGGAUAAGCUGUACCGGGCGGAGUAUGCGAAGAGCGGUCGGGCUUCCUGCAAGAAAUGCGGCGAGAGUAUCGCCAAGGACUCGCUACGCCUGGCCCUCAUGGUGCAGUCACCAAUGUUUGAUGGCAAAGUCCCUCACUGGCAUCACUACAGCUGUUUCUGGAAGCGGGCUCGGAUUGUGUCCCAUGUGGACAUUGACGGCUUCUCUGAGCUCCGAUGGGAAGAUCAGGAGAAAAUCAAGAAAGCCAUUGAAACUGGUGGUCCUGGAGGAGGAAAAGGAGGGGAACAAGAAGGAGUGGGUAAGGCUGAGAAGAGCCUAAAUGACUUUGCUGCAGAAUAUGCCAAGUCUAACAGAAGUACUUGCAAAGGCUGUGAGCAGAAAAUAGAAAAGGGCCAGAUCCGGAUUUCCAAGAAAAUGGUGCAUCCUGAAAAGCCACAGCUAGGAAUGAUAGAUAACUGGUACCACCCGGACUGCUUUGUGAUCCGCCGGGCAGAGCUGGGCUUCCUCCCAGCAUAUGGGGCCACCCAGCUCCUGGGCUUCAGCAUCUUGAAAGCUGAAGAUAAAGAAACGCUGAAGAAGCAGCUCCCAGCUACCAAGAGUGAAGGAAAGAGAAAAGGAGAAGAGGUAGAUGGAAAUGUGACUGCAAAAAAGAAACAGAAAAAAGAAAAAGAAUCAAAGCAGGAAAAACUGCUGAAGGAGCAGACAGAGCUGAUCUGGGGCAUCAAGGAUGAGCUGAGGAAGGUCUGCUCCACUAAUGACCUGAAAGAACUGCUUAUCGCCAACAAGCAGGAAGUUCCCUCAGGAGAGAAUGCUAUUUUGGACCGAGUAGCAGAUGGGAUGGCAUUUGGAGCUCUGCUUCCCUGUGAGGCGUGUAAGGGGCAGUUUGUGUUCAAGAGUGAUGCAUAUUACUGCUCAGGGGAUAUCACUGCCUGGACUAAGUGUGUUGCUAAAACACAGAUUCCCAACAGGAAAGACUGGGUCAUCCCAAAGGAGUUUAGAGAAAUUCCUUACCUGAAGAAAUUUAAGUGUAAGAAGCAGGACAGGGUAUUCCCUCCAGAUGCUGUGAUUAUGAACUCUGUGCCUCCUCCCUCUACAUCUACACCUUUGACAGAGGCUGUGUCCACACCCAGAGACAAGCCACUGACCAACAUGAAAAUCCUGGUUCUUGGAAAGCUGUCAAAGAACAAGGAGGAGGUGAAGAGCAUUGUGGAAGAGCUUGGAGGAAAGAUGACAACAACAGCUAGCAAGGCCACCCUAUGCAUCAGCACACAGAAAGAUGUGGAGAAAAUGAGCAAGAAGAUGGAAGAAGUGAAGGAAGCCAAAGUCCGUGUGGUCUCAGAGGAGUUUCUUCAGGAUGUGACAUCCUCCAGCACGGACAUCCAGGAGCUUGUGGCUCUGCGUGUACUUUCACCUUGGGGUGCAGAUGUGAAAAUGGAGCAUGAAGAAAUGGCUGUGGAUGGGAAAUGUAGAAAGGCCUCAAGUAUGAAGAGUGCUGGGAAAGUCAAAGAAGAACAAGGACCUAGCAAGUCUGAAAAGAAAAUGAAGCUAACAGUUAAGGGUGGAGCAGCAGUAGAUCCUGAUUCUGGUUUGGAGGAUUCUGCUCAUGUCUUCGAAAAAGGUGGAAAGAUUUUUAGUGCAACCCUAGGCCUAGUAGAUAUUGUGAAAGGAACAAAUUCCUAUUAUAAACUGCAGUUGCUAGAAGAUGACAGAGAGAACAGAUACUGGGUGUUCAGAUCUUGGGGUCGUGUAGGCACAGUAAUUGGGAGUAACAAGCUGGAGCAGAUGCCAUCAAAAGAAGAUGCUGUUGAACACUUCCUCAAUUUGUAUGAAGAGAAAACUGGCAAUUCUUGGCAUUCAAAGAACUUCACUAAAUAUCCAAAAAAAUUCUACCCACUGGAAAUAGAUUAUGGACAGGAUGAAGAAGCUGUUAGGAAACUGACAGUGGGUGCUGGGACCAAGUCAAAAUUAGCUAAGCCAAUACAAGACCUUAUUAAGAUGAUCUUUGAUGUGGAGAGCAUGAAGAAAGCAAUGGUGGAAUUUGAGAUUGACCUGCAGAAGAUGCCACUGGGAAAACUGAGCAAGCGACAGAUCCAGAGUGCAUACUCCAUUCUUAAUGAGGUUCAGCAGGCAGUUUCUGACAGUGGUUCAGAAUCCCAGAUCUUGGACCUCUCCAACCGCUUCUAUACUCUGAUUCCUCAUGACUUUGGGAUGAAGAAACCACCACUCCUAAAUAACUUGGAAUACAUUCAGGCUAAAGUGCAGAUGUUGGACAACUUGCUUGAUAUUGAGGUUGCUUACAGCCUUCUCAGAGGUGGAAAUGAGGAUGGAGAUAAAGACCCAAUUGACAUCAACUAUGAAAAACUUCGAACUGAUAUUAAGGUUGUUGACAAAGAUUCAGAAGAAGCCAAGAUUAUUAAACAAUACGUGAAAAAUACUCAUGCUGCUACUCACAACGCAUAUGAUCUCAAAGUUGUGGAUAUCUUCAGAAUUGAGCGUGAAGGAGAGAGUCAGCGUUACAAGCCCUUUAAACACCUUCACAACCGCCAGCUGCUGUGGCAUGGUUCCCGCACCACCAACUUUGCUGGUAUCCUCUCACAGGGUCUCCGGAUAGCUCCUCCCGAAGCUCCCGUGACUGGCUACAUGUUUGGGAAGGGCAUCUACUUCGCAGACAUGGUAUCCAAGAGUGCCAACUAUUGUCACACAUCUCAAGCUGAUCCCAUAGGCUUAAUACUACUGGGAGAAGUUGCCCUUGGAAAUAUGUAUGAGCUAAAGAACGCUUCUCACAUAACAAAAUUGCCAAAGGGAAAACACAGUGUGAAAGGUUUGGGCAAAACUGCACCUGAUCCCACAGCCACUACUACCCUUGGUGGUGUAGAGGUUCCUUUAGGGAGUGGAAUCUCAACAGGAAUUAAUGAUACCUGUCUUCUGUAUAAUGAAUAUAUUGUGUAUGAUGUUGCUCAGGUGAAUCUGAAGUACCUGCUGAAACUGAAAUUCAACUAUAAGACAUCACUUUGGUGAACAGUAAUUAGAAGCCCUGCUAGAGUUAUACUGUAGUUACACUAUAGUGUUGAAUGCUGACAUGCUUACACAUUGACUUCUUUUACCAAGAUAUCUAAAGUUAACCUGGAGAAGAAGAGUUAAGAAAAAUCCUCUUUAGGACAACAGUUAGUGAAAGUUUAUGUAAAUGUGUGGCAACACAUGGGCCUGAAUUCUGAUGAGGAUGAGUACCUGAGUUUAUUUUAUACCACUUCUAAUUUGGGGGCUUUCAAAUGUUUCUUUUCAUUAUCUAAGCUGACAAACCAAUAAACGACAACAACAAAAAAAUCACGCUUGUGUUUUUAGCGAAAAAUAGUUGGGCAGUAGCAGAAAAAAGAACUUGAGGAUUUUUACAAUAUUUGUUCUGUUAAGGUUCCCCCUUGUUUAAGGUACUCUUUUUCAGUUUUCAUUUGAAUAAAUGAUAAAUGUGCAUUUAUUUUGAGGUAAAAAAUAAAAGCUAGUUUCAUACUAACAACUUUGUUUCAAAACUUCCCAACUAUUUUGGUUUUGAGUCAUGAUUUUAAAUGUAUUUGGUAGAAUAUUCUUAAACAUGGUAGGUCUCUCUGAAGGUCAAAUACCAAAUACUGAAAUCUGUAGUCACCUUCCAGGAAGCUGUGGUAAAAUUAAAAUUUGGACUUCCACUGGGGUUUCAUUUGUCAACAGUUGGUGUGGUAAACAUGAAAAAUGAACUUGUUGUUUGAAUUUAGUAUUAGCCCCAAUAAAACUUUAAAUACCUA